Molecule: messenger RNA, 1212 nt
Organism: Heterostelium album PN500
Lineage: Eukaryota; Evosea; Eumycetozoa; Acytosteliales; Acytosteliaceae
Product: CaiB/BaiF CoA transferase family protein
Exons: 2
Coding region: 1-1212 (403 amino acids)
Molecular function (GO): catalytic activity
Source: RefSeq, a predicted model, not a curated record
AUGGAAGAUUUAAAUUUACCUUUAGAAGGAUUGGUUGUUUUGGAGAUGUCAGGUUUGGCACCCGUUCCAUAUUGUGGAUUGAUCUUGGCGGAUUUCGGUGCGACAGUUAUUAGAGUGGAUCGUGUCGUUGGCGAUAGUAUAGUUUCUCAACCAAUCGAUCAGCUGACUCGUGGAAAACACUCGAUUGCUAUCAACUUGAAACACAAGGAAGGUGUAGAGGUGUUGAGAUCGCUGGCAAAGAAGGCCGACGUUCUCAUUGAUUCGUACAGGCCUGGCGUCAUGGAGAAACUCGGCUUGUCGCCAGAGUCACUCAUGUCGGAGGCACCGAGAUUGAUCUACGCGCGACUAACUGGAUUCGGACAGACCGGACCGUAUGCACUGCGCGCCGGCCACGAUAUCAACUAUAUUGCGCUGUCCGGAGCACUGUCGGUUCUUGGACGUCGCGGACAAGCGCCACUCUUCCCGUCGAACAUUCUUGGUGAUUUUGCAAGCGGUGGAAUGAUGUGUGCUCUCGGAAUCAUGUUUGCGCUCUACGAGCGGAAAUCUACGGGUCGUGGAAAACUCAUAGAUUCCAGCAUGAUGGACGGCGCGGCAUAUCUGGCGACUUUUAUCUAUAAGCUGCGAGUUGGAAGAACCGGAUGGUGGGAUAACGAUCGUGGAUGUAAUGCUCUGGAUAGCGGUGCUCAUUUCUAUGAGGUAUACGAAACGCUCGAUCACAAGUAUAUAUCGGUUGGCGCUAUUGAGGGGCCAUUCUACAGCGAGCUGCUGAAGGGUAUGGGAUUGGCGGAGCGGACCGAUCUUCCAGAUCAAACCGACCAAACACAAUGGCCGCGAAUGAAGCAGCUGUUUAAAGAGAUUUUCGCAAAGAAAACAAGAGAUGAGUGGGAACAGAUAUUUAUGGGUACUGACGCUUGUGUUGCGCCGGUGCUCGAGAUGCACGAGUUGACAGGUCAUCCACAGGCAACAGCAAGACAAUUGGUUUUCAAAGGUGACAACGGUCUCGAUGUAAUGAUGGCACCCAGACUUUUCGAUGUACAAAAUACAACAAAACUAUCGAUUCAACAACAACAGCAACAACAAAUCGAUCAGCUAUCAACAAAGAAAUUGGUGGUGGAAGGUGCCAACACAGUGACGGUAUUGAAAAAAUUUGGAUUCGAAUCAGAUGAUAUUGAUAGAUUAAUUGAAUCCAAAAAUAUGAAUCGUACUUGUUAA